This is a messenger RNA of Kockovaella imperatae, 1773 nucleotides long. RefSeq lists its product as hypothetical. Gene Ontology annotation, cellular component: cytoplasm. Gene Ontology annotation, molecular function: protein kinase binding. The record is from RefSeq and is a predicted model, not a curated record. The transcript has 3 exons. Bases 1 to 1773 code for a protein of 590 amino acids. Lineage: Eukaryota; Fungi; Basidiomycota; Tremellomycetes; Tremellales; Cuniculitremaceae.
AUGAAUCUCUUCCGCUCGACCGAAGAACCCACCAUCUCCGGUACAGCCUACCUCGUGACUUUACACAAAUACCUCUCGUUGAACCUUUCUCGACUAGCCCCUCCUGUUCCUGGAAAACAAGCCUUCUCAGAGACACCGUCAUGGCUUCAGCAAUCUUACACCUUGCUCACUUUGGGACUCGACCCAUCAUCCGCACCUCUCAGUAAGCAUCUCAAAGUCCCGCUAACAUUGGGUUUUGGAACGUCUCAAACUGCACCCCGAUUACAACCUGCCAAACCUUUUCUCUUGAGAUUGCCUCCCGAUCGCCUCUUGUACCUUUUAUUACGAUGGCAGAGCUGUCGCGAACCUUUACCGCAUGUGGGCAGGACAGACGAACCGAUCGCCCCGGGUGUUCCUGUCGCUGCUAGAGGUGCUAAAGUCGAUGCGAGGGAGAAGAGGAAUGAAGGGGAUGUGAGAAGUGUCAGGAGCUGGGUGGGGAGCAUGAGAAGUGUGUCUAUGGCCAGUACGAGCUGGUGGCGGAGGGAAGAAGAAGUGGAUGAAAAUAAGAUCCUCCUGGCGCUGUAUACCGUCUUCACUGUCCUCCCGGCUCUUCUCAUUCACCCGCCAUUCUUGUCCGACCCUCCGAUAGCGGAAUUGAUCGACGCUGGAGGAUACACUCAACUUGGAGGCAUCGAUGUUCGUGUUCCCCUUGACGUUCUCAGAAACCUUCAAAUACUCGAGCUGGAAGCAUACGAUCCUCGGGGACUGCUCAUCCCUCCAAAUCCCGCUCUCAAAAGUCUGACAGUCCGAGACGUGCAAGAUGCCGACGAAUGGCUGGAAGAACUCCUCUUGGUCUUGCCUGAACCCACGCCACCAGAACUCACACCUAAUCCUGAACCCGACUCUCCGGCCUUUCCCGACAUGUACCCAUCUAGGUUCCCCAAUUUGCGACACUUGUCCCUCCAUUCGACCACUCUCCUCAGCUUUCCGACCGUACCUCUGAGACAUCUUGUAGCUUUAGACCUAUCACAUAACCUCCUCAAUGCUCUUCCCUCUUCACUCUCUACAUUAUCAUCCCUACAAUCGCUCAACCUCUCCAACAAUCUCAUCACAUCAGUGCGGAACGCCCCUCAUGUCCUUGGCAACAUUACCUCCCUCAACCUCUCGCACAAUCGGAUCGAUUGCCUCGUCGGUCUCGAACGGGUCUUGGGUCUCGAGCGUAUAGACUCGCGGUGGAAUAAUAUCGAGGCGUGGGAUGAGGUCGGUCGAUUAAGCGAAUUGCCGCACCUCAAGGAAGUAUGGUGCGAUUCGAAUCCAUUCACGGCAGAGACGUGGCGUGUCGAGCUAGGCGCCGCAUUCGCGCGGGAGGGGAGAAAGGUGGUCUUUGACGACAGACCAUGGACAUGGAACGAGUCGAACCGAAUAGAGACCUUGCUUCAGAGUCGGGGACAAGUUCCGAGGUCUCGUCCGUUGGAAAGCACAGUCUCAGCCGAGCCUGCCAAUGCCGGACCGUCUCGGUCUCAAUCUCCGAUGAUCCAUUCGGGCAGUGCUCGGGAUAAGAAGCGAAGACCUAGACGAGUCAUUCAACUAGAUUCCGCCGAGGCCAUUACUGGAGACCUCAGUCAUCAAGAAGAUUCGCCUUCGUCGUCGUCCUCCCCAGCCAUGAUGGAUUAUGCUCAAAUUGCCGAUCGAUCCGCCGCUGUUAAUGCAGCUACGGCUCCGACGGUGAGGGUCAAGAAGAAGGAGCGUGGGAAGGCAAGCUUAAGAGGGUUAUUUGAUGAAUCCGUCGGAUGA